Temnothorax curvispinosus is the source of this 2826-nucleotide messenger RNA. Its product is annotated as nose resistant to fluoxetine protein 6-like. The coding region runs from base 5 to 2269 and encodes 754 amino acids. The record is from RefSeq and is a predicted model, not a curated record. The transcript is spliced from 11 exons. Gene Ontology annotation, molecular function: acyltransferase activity, transferring groups other than amino-acyl groups. NCBI's taxonomy places the organism in Eukaryota, Metazoa, Arthropoda, Insecta, Hymenoptera, Formicidae.
UUCAAUGUUCUUUGUUCCAGUGUACGACGCCUCGGUUAAAUUCCCGUCAGGCAUAAUCACCGGCAAUUACAAACAGCUGGGUAAUUUUGACGAAUGCUUACAAGUGAAGACCAAACACGGGUUCGUCGGGCAAGCUUGCAACGCAGCGGUGCAGUUCGAGAUCUUCGAAGACAACAAGACGCGACGUGAAUUGGACAUGGGGGACCUGCUUACGAAUGUCGCUAUCGCGUCGAAUGCGACGAAAUGGACUUCCGGCGAAUCGACCCAAUACGAGUGGAUGUUUUGCGUUCCGUCCACCUGCAAUCAUACGGAGAUACAGGAGGCUCUCGAGAUCACGCUCGACCCAUUGAAAGUCGAAGGGCGUGUAGACAUGACUAUCACCGUUUCUAAGGAAUCAUGCUAUACCAUUGAGACCGUUCAGACAACGUGGAACAUUGGGGAUUGGUGUUACACAUCGAUUCUUGUGCUGUUCGCAUUGAUCAUCAUAGCCAGCACGGGAUACGAUAUUGCGAUGCAACGGCGUGCUAGCGCGUCGGAAGGUAUUUUUGCGGCGUUUUCUUUGUACAAGAAUGGAAAAGAGCUGUUGAAAACUGAGAGACAUCCGGGAUCUAUUCGCUGCCUAGACGGCUUGCGCUUCGUCAGCAUAUGCUGGAUCAUUUACGGUCAUACCUAUUACAUGAAGGUCGUUGAUGUCAAUAUGAACCUCACGCAGAUUCCACGUAUGCACCACGAUUGGAACAACAUGCUGGUGCUUAACGGCAACAUCGUCACAGAUACCUUCUUCCUUCUGAGCGGGCUCCUACUCGCUUACAACGAACUGUUGAAGAAGGAACGAGCCUUAGAGUGGCGUUUCGACGUGAUAGGACUUUAUCUUCAUCGUUAUGUAAGAUUAACGCCGGCCUACGCGAUGAUGAUCGGUUUUUAUGCCACUCUGUUCUACAAAUUCGGUACAGGCCCGCAUUGGGACACCUGGGUCGGUACUAACCAAAACUUCUGUCGCGAGAAUUGGUGGACCAACUUGCUCUACGUUAACAACUAUGUCAACGUAGCGAACAUGUGCAUGUCCCAAUCCUGGUACCUAUCGACCGAUAUGCAGUUUGUUUGGCUGUCGCCGCUUGUACUGUAUCCUAUGCUCAAGUUUAGAAGUCUGUUCUUCACCAUUGUUUUGACCGUCUGUUUAUUUCUUUCGGUCCUCGUGCCCUUUGUUAUAACUUAUUAUUUCGAACUAACGGGCACCAUGCUCUAUUACAAGAGGGAGGAGGACGUAAUCCAGGUUUAUCUGAAGAUCUAUAUAAAGACAUACAAUAGAUUUGGGCCUUACGUCAUUGGAUUAGGCCUUGGAUACUUGUUAUAUAAGACGCGAUCUUGCAAAGUCAAGUUAUAUACUUGGUGCGUGAUUCUCGGCUGGCUGAUCGCGAUUAUGGCCGGCCUCUCGGUGAUUUUCGGACCGCGAGGCAUGUACUUCGACACUCACGUGUACAACAGGCUGGAGGCAAGCUUCUACGCCGGUUUCCAUCGUCAGGUCUUUGUACUCGCGGUCUCCUGGAUAAUCUUCUGCUGCAUAAAUGGAUACGCAGGUCCCAUCAAUUAUUUACUUUCUUGGCAUGGAUGGAUUCCGUUCAGCAAAUUGACCUACUGCGCUUAUCUCUCUCAUUAUCUGGUCAUACUAUCACACGUCGGAGCCGUUCGAACACCCGGCAAUUUAACACAGAUGAAUAUGAUACGCGAUUUCAUCGCCAAUUUAGUACUGACGAUGAUGAUAUCUGUGCUGUGGAGGCUGUGCUUCGAGACGCCCUUCAUGACCCUCGAUAGGAUCGUUCUUGCUAAACGCAAGGAAAACUUGUCGAAGCACUUGGAGACUUACGACUCCACGUCGUCCGGAGAAAUCAAAGAGAUUUCCCAGUCAAAGGAAUCGUCGCUCACGUACGACAACCCUGGAGAACGCGACGUUACCCACUACGAUCUUAUGAGAAUUAAGGGAAGUAAAGAAAAUUGCGCGAAUGGCGUAGAAUACAUCAACGACGAUGCGGAAACAAGUCUCGGUAAAAUAUACUUUAUCAAUCCUGUCAAACGCGACGAGACAUGGUCGCAGCAUGAAUCAACAGUAAAUUCCGAUAACACAAGGUCCCAUUACGUCAACGUCGAUCUUUGCCGCAUUUUUAACGAAGGACGACCGAGAGCAUGUUCGAAUGGGAAAGAAUUAGAGUCGAUCAACAGCGAUCCUGCUCACAGAGCGAAAGCAAAUCAGUGCCUGAGGGAUAGUGGUUAAAAGACCGAUUGUAUUUAAUCUAGUCUAGUUAUUAAUAAUAACAACACUAUUUAUAAUUAUUAUGUAAAUAGUCGUUGUGUGAGAUAAAUUUGCAGGAUGAUGGAUUUGAAUCCAUUUUCAACAAGAGAGAAAUAGAAUAAGAGUAAGAGUGAUAUAAUAAUCGAGAUUUUAUACGAAAGAACAAGUAGACAAAGGAGCGAGAUAUUUUGUUUACACGUAUAAUAUAUAGUACAGUCUACAAUAAACUAGAAAUAUCGACAGAUACAUAUUAAUUUGCGAAAAUGUUCGCCAGACAGAGAAUUAAAAGCGCAACUAUAUUUUUAGAUAAUAAUAUAUAAGAGAAUUAUUUUUUUAUUUAAUCAAUUUUUUAUUUUUUUGAUAGUGAUUAUUGUGAUAAAGCGAGAUGUGUUAUUAUUAAUAAAUAUACAUUAGAUUAUGCGUACUAUAGAAAAGGUUCGUGCAAAGAGAAUAUGUAUAAUUAUACAAAGCGUUACCGAUUUAUCGGUGCGAAUUGCAGUAUUAAUCGAGAGAGUUAAAAUUAAAGAAUAUAUUUUAUU